UGAGGAUAGAAGGCCAGUUCAUGACUUCAAGCAAAGGUGUCUGACAUCAAACAGGAACGGAAGCUAAAAUGGGCACCACAGUGAUUCAGCAAAUCGGCUUCAUUCUGGGUGUGUUGGGCCAGUUUUUCGUAUCUGCUGCUACAGCCAUGGAUAUGUGGGGUUUACAGGACCGGUCCUUCUCAGUCAUAACAAGUGUUUACACUUACUCUGGACUCUGGAAAUCAUGUGUAGAAAACUCAUCUGGAAUGACCCAAUGCAGGCCUUAUUUUACCAUACUAGGGCUGCCAGUUAUGCUCCAAGCUGUGCGGGCACUGAUGAUAGUUGGGAUAGUUCUGGGAGCCAUCGGCUGUCUGAUUGCCAUCUUUGCCCUCAAGAGUCUGAAGAUGGGAAAUAUGGAGGACAAUGUCAAGGCUACCAUGACACUGACCUCUGGGGUCAUGUUUCUGCUUGCAGGUGUCUGUGGCAUUGCUGGAGUGUCUGUCUUUGCCAACCUAAUCGUGUCCAGCUUCCGGUUCACCACCUAUGCAGACAGUGGAUAUGGAGGAGGAGUACUGGGAGGACUUGGAGGAUCUCUCACUCCCAGGUACACCUUUGGCACCGCCCUCUUUGUGGGGUGGAUAGGCGGGGCUGUGUUGGUCAUAGGAGGAGUUAUGAUGUGUAUUGCCUUCAGAGGGAUGAUUCCAUCAAAGGAGAAGCGACAAGGUUAUGGGGUGGCCUACAAAGCUGCGUCCCAACACACAACAGUGUUCAAGGAUGACGCGAAACCCAGACUCGCCUAUGACGAGUCUUUCAGAGCCCAGAUUAUGAAUGGAAGACACUCCAACCAGCAAUAUGUGUGAAGAAUAUAAUAUUAUGUACUAGUUAGAGGUUUUCUGAAACUAAACAAUACUAUUUUGAUAUUUCAAUGACAAUCCCGUGCAGCUCUAAGGGGCUUAGAAGAUUGCAUAGAGGGUUGCUAUGAAGGAAAACCUUUUUCAGGUUUGAUUAGUUAUUUUUGUACUUAUUAUUUUUGGAUCUCUCUUAUAUUUUGGGCUCCCGAGUGGCGCAGUGGUCUAAGGCACUGCAACUGAGUGCUAGAGGCGUCACUACAGGCCCUGGUUCGAUUCCAGGCUGUAUCACAACCAGCCAUGAUUGGGAGUCCCACAGAGCAGCGCACAAUUGGCCCAGCGUCGUCCAGGAUAGGGUUUGGCCAUCAUUGUAAAUAAGAAUUUGUUCUUAACAGACUUGCCUAGUCAAUAUAAAUAUAUUCUGUGUUUUGGGAUUUGUUAUUCUGCAUUUAAGGGGACAAUAUUGUAAUUUUCUAAUGCAUAUUAAAAGUAAACAGAAUUUCAAAAUA
Oncorhynchus keta (chum salmon) is the source of this 1336-nucleotide messenger RNA. RefSeq names its product claudin-18-like. The transcript is spliced from 5 exons. Gene Ontology annotation, biological process: bicellular tight junction assembly; cell adhesion. Bases 69 to 839 code for a protein of 256 amino acids. Gene Ontology annotation, cellular component: bicellular tight junction; plasma membrane. The record is from RefSeq and is a predicted model, not a curated record. NCBI's taxonomy places the organism in Eukaryota, Metazoa, Chordata, Actinopteri, Salmoniformes, Salmonidae. Gene Ontology annotation, molecular function: structural molecule activity.